GCAACGAUGGCGUUUGCCAGACUUGCUGCACGCCGCCAGUUCUCGACGUCCGCGCGCGGAUACCAAGCGAUCGGCUCGUUCCAUACACCAAGCAUCGAUGACAUUUUCUUAGAAGAGUUUCCUCGGGAAAUGCCGUUCCGCAUUCCUCUGACUUCGCCGAUCGCGCGGUUUGGUCAUGACGUCAAGGCGGCCUUCUUCCUUGACCCCACAUGGAUAUUUCUCAAUCACGGUGCUUUUGGAUCGACUCUUCGACUUGCGAUGCACACAGCCCAACAGUGGCGUGAAUAUGCCGAGGAGCAGCCCCUCAAGUUCAUUGACCGCGAGCUCUUCUUCCACCUUGUCGACGCCAUCAAAGCUUUGGCGACGCAUAUUCGCGCGACAUCUCCAAAAGAUGUCGUGCUGCUUCCAAACGCAACGGCGGGACUCAACACGGUCAUCGAAGGCAUGGCAGGUCGCAUGGACCGCGGUGACGCGAUCUUCACCUUUGACGUGGCGUAUGGCGCAGUGAAGAAGCUGCUCCAUCAAGUAUGCUCAGAGCACGACUUGGUAUUGCACACACAGGCGCUUCAUCUCGGCAUUGCACACGACGACGAUGCUAUUCUCGACCUCGUUGCGCGGUCCUUGCCGCCGACGUGCAAAUUAGUCGUGCUAGACCACAUCACGUCCAACACCGCGACCGUUCUGCCCGUCCAGCGCAUUGUCGAGCUGUGCCAUGCCCGCAGUAUUCCCGUCUUGGUCGACGGCGCUCAUGGUCUGCUAAACUUGGAUUUGGACGUGGCAACUAUCGGCGCAGAUUUUUACGUGGGCAACUGCCACAAGUGGCUGUGUUCAACGAAAGGCGCAGCGUUCCUGCAUGUGCAGCCGGAGUACCAACAUCUCAUGCGGCCACGGAUCCAGUCGCAUGGACUUGAUGGCAGCUUCCAAGCACGGUUCCUGUGGACAGGCUUGCAGGACUACAGCGCAAUGCUAACGCUGCCGACGGUCUUGUCGUACUGGAGCCAGGCCCGUGGCGCACGGGAGUACAUGCAUCGCACCGUUGACGAAGCCGAUCGAGAAUUGCGCCGUGUGUGGCAUCUGCCCGAGUUGAACCUACCUGCACACAAACAAUGCGCAAUGCGUCUUGUCCCGUUGCCGUCGAACGUGUUCGGCCUCGUCGCAUCAUUGGCCAAGACAUCGACGGACGCAAAGUACGUACAAGAUCGACUCCAUCACGAGUUCCAUGUGGAAGUGCCCGUCAAAUGCAUCGAUGGGCGGCUUUACCUCCGUCUCUCUGCCCACAUAUACAAUUGCGCCGAGGACUAUGCGUACCUCGGCCACAUCAUCCAUCCGUGAGUAGGGAGCGCGAUGGCGAAGCCACGUGAAACUGCCAAAUGAAAAUGAUUUUCGAAUCCAUGGCGUUUUUUUAGGCGUUUUUUAUUCUCAUUUGAAAAAUACACAUCUGUACAUAACCAGA
Messenger RNA from Aphanomyces invadans, 1453 nucleotides. RefSeq lists its product as hypothetical. The record is from RefSeq and is a predicted model, not a curated record. The coding region runs from base 7 to 1332 and encodes 441 amino acids. The transcript has 4 exons. NCBI's taxonomy places the organism in Eukaryota, Oomycota, Saprolegniomycetes, Saprolegniales, Verrucalvaceae.